CGUCGCGUAACGACCUUCUUUUCGGAGGGUGGGCAGGCGGCUGCGGCGUGGCAUGGAGGCCUCGGCCGCCGGCCGGGCGUGGCGUGGCUGGCGGCGGGCUCGGGGCGGGGGCUCCCGGCUCUCCCGGGCCACCAUCUUCCUGUUCUCCGCCUUCCUGGUGCGGGCGCCCGCCUCAGUUGGAUAUUUAGUUCGAUUGCCGAGAAGUUUUCGCUUGACUCAGGAUACAGUGAAAAUAGUGGGAUCGUCACAUUUUCCAGUGAGUGUCUAUGUCACGCUCCAUCAGCGGAGUCCACACGUGCUGUGUGCCAACCAACAGCUUUGGAAUGCUGAGCUGGUAGACCCAUCAUUCCAGUGGCAUGGGCCAAAAGGAAAAAUUGUUUCAGGCAGAAUAAUCCAGCGAGAUAAGCUGUCAUAUUCUGUGCACAGGAAGGAGCUGGACUUCACAAAGAUAAAGUGGUCACCUAAGGUUACACAGCGUGAGGAGAAAGGCAUACUGAGGAGAAAGGGAGCUUGCAUCCCAUCCUCACUGCAGCAAGGCCCAACUCCAGGGCUAUGUGACCUGGGGCAAGAAAAUAGCACCGCGCAAAUAACCUCCACCGGAAGCCUUGUGUUCCAGAACUUCGAGGAGACGAUGAGUGGGGUUUACACUUGUUUCCUCAAGUAUAGAGCUAAUGUGGAGGAUCCUAUUAAAAAUCUUCAACUGAAAUAUGUUGUAUAUGCUUAUCGUGAGCCUCAUUAUUAUUACCAGUUUACAGCUCGAUAUCAUGCAGCUCCCUGCAACAGUAUCUAUAAUAUUUCUUUUGAGAAGAAACUUCUUCAGAUUUUAAGAAAAUUGGUUCAUGACCUUUCAUGUGAGAUCUCCUUACUUAAGUCUCAGUGCCAUCGCAUCAAAAUGCAAAAGGCUGGUUUGCAAAAUGAACUGUUCUUUACAUUCUCAGUUUCAUCUCUAGACACUGAAAAAGGACCAAAGACAUGUAAAGACCAUGACUGUGAAUAUUUCAAAAGACUAUCUAAGGCUAAACAUCUCAUAGAGAGAUUUUUUAAUCAACAAGUAGAAGCUCUGGGCAGACGUGCACAACCAUUGCCUCAAAUAUACUAUAUUGAAGGCACCCUGGCAAUGGUGUGGAUUAACCGCUGCUUCCCAGGGUAUGGGAUGAACAUCCUGAAGCAUCCUCAAUGUCCUGAGUGCUGCGUGAUCUGCAGCCCUGGCUCUUACAACCCUCGUGAUGGAAUUCACUGCCUCCAGUGCAACAGCAGCCUGGUGUAUGGAGCCAAGACGUGCCCGUAGGCCGUUGUCUGGAGUCCUUCAGUGAUUUAUUCAAUGCAAAAGUAUAUUUUUGAAAUAUUAAAAUAUAAUAAAUCACUACUAUGCCAAAUUACAUAAUCCCAUUUUACCAAAAAUUGUGUCACUUUAGUCAAAUAUUGUAUGUCCAAAUACUUUAUGGGGCUGAACAUCUUGUCAUCUUUAUCCACUAAUGCUAGACCUGCAUAUGACUCCAAAAUUGUAUUUUAAAAAUGGUUUCCAGUACACUAUCAUGAUAGCCCAAAAGAUUUUUCAGGAUUCUUCAAAAAUAUCCCAUUUUAUCUUCAGUAUAUAUUUCCUAGAUCCAGGCCACCAUAUUCUUUUAUAAUAAC
Messenger RNA from Heterocephalus glaber (naked mole-rat), 1635 nucleotides. The record is from RefSeq and is a predicted model, not a curated record. NCBI's taxonomy places the organism in Eukaryota, Metazoa, Chordata, Mammalia, Rodentia, Bathyergidae.